This is a messenger RNA of Gregarina niphandrodes, 432 nucleotides long. RefSeq names its product 60S ribosomal protein L35. Gene Ontology annotation, cellular component: ribosome; cytosolic large ribosomal subunit. The record is from RefSeq and is a predicted model, not a curated record. Gene Ontology annotation, molecular function: structural constituent of ribosome; mRNA binding. NCBI's taxonomy places the organism in Eukaryota, Apicomplexa, Conoidasida, Eugregarinorida, Gregarinidae. Gene Ontology annotation, biological process: translation; maturation of LSU-rRNA from tricistronic rRNA transcript (SSU-rRNA, 5.8S rRNA, LSU-rRNA). The coding region runs from base 1 to 432 and encodes 143 amino acids. The transcript has 2 exons.
AUGGUAGGCAGUGGGGGACACGAUACCCACAUAUCAGGGACACCACCAGCGCAUGUGCAGAACGCCCGUCUCUCCACCACCGAAGCCCGUGCCAAGAGUGUCGCUGAGCUCCAGUCUGAGCUGAUUCAAUACAAGGAGGCUUUGUUCAAGGCUCGUGUGGAAACCCACACCAAAGGCAACCGCAGCGGCUGGCACCUGAUCCGUCAGAACCGCAAGAACGUGGCUCGCGUCCUCACCUUGAUUCAGGAGAAGCGCGUGGCCGAGGUCCGUGAAGCCUUGAAGGGCAAGAAGGAUAUUCCCAAAAGGCUCCGACCUCGCCUUACCCACGCCCUCCGCAUGAAGCUCACCCCCAGACAGGAGGCUCUCAAGACUAAGAAGGAGGCCCGCAAGGUCGCCACCUACAAGCAACGAAAAUUCGCUGUUCUGGCCUGA